AUGAAGGAAACAACCGAUUUCGACGAUUUGCAUGAUGUCUGCCUGUCCAGUGAACCUUUUGAUUCCGUGACACAACCAUUGCGCUUUGACAGACAUCCUAAAUUGAAACGAUUUGCCCAUUAUGCAGAGAUAGAAGAACCCAAAUACGUUGCGAGCGGGCAGCAGGGUACCGUGUUUCGCUUUAAAUGUCGUGGAAAAGAUCUGUGUCUAAAGCUGUUCAAAGAGUGGAGAGACGCCGGGUCUAGUCGAGUGUUCAAUGAACAGAGCCAAAAGCUGCUCAAUCCGUUCAAUGGGACAUUUGCUGUUCGCUGUCACGGAUGGAUGACCCUCACUGGCGCCGAUCUGGCACGAUUUCUCGCAGUCGAUAAAUCCACAAUGAUACCGCCGAGGUAUAAUACCAAGUGGGCUAUCGUCAAGGAUUAUAUCCCAAAUGGACCCCGUGAAAGCGACCUCGGCACUAUAAUCGACAACUUACAAGUUGCGAGACAAGCUUGGCUUUUACCCGAAGAUAUCAAGCCGGCGAACUACAAGGAGUCCUUUUUGGUUGAUCUCGGCAAUACGAAAACUUUUCCCACCCGCUUCGCUUCCGCAUUCGAAUUCCAUCAGUUUUACGAAUAUGGAUGCAAAUGCUUGAAAAGCAAAGGCUGGUUAAGUUCAUGGUAA
Molecule: messenger RNA, 663 nt
Organism: Talaromyces rugulosus
Lineage: Eukaryota; Fungi; Ascomycota; Eurotiomycetes; Eurotiales; Trichocomaceae
Exons: 3
Coding region: 1-663 (220 amino acids)
Source: RefSeq, a predicted model, not a curated record